Molecule: messenger RNA, 1068 nt
Organism: Coccidioides posadasii C735 delta SOWgp
Lineage: Eukaryota; Fungi; Ascomycota; Eurotiomycetes; Onygenales; Onygenaceae
Source: RefSeq, a predicted model, not a curated record
AUGCGCGUUGCCGCAACAACACCGCAGGCUCUCGAGCUUCUGCACAGUAUCGCUGCUACAGCAAUAUCUUGGUCAUCCGGUCGACUUGACGUGUUUGGCCUGGGGACCAACAAUGCCCUAUACCACAAAUGGUAUCAAAGACAAUGGGGUCCUUCCCAGAACGACUGGGAGUACCUUGGAGGUACCUUCAGCAGCCAGCCAACCGCAGUCUCCUGGGGAGACGACAGAAUCGACAUUUUUGGCCUAGGCACCAAUAACCAAAUGUACCAUAAGUAUUGGGACGGAUCUGCUUGGGGUCCUUCCACUACCGGGUACGAAAACUUGGGAGGCGUUUUCAGUUCCCGCCCAUCAGCUGUCUCAUGGGCCGAAAAUCGACUCGAUAUCUUCGGGCUUGGAACAAACAACCAAAUGUACCACAAAUGGUGGAACGGCGCUCGAUGGGGACCAUCACAGACGGAUUGGGAGAAUCUUGGAGGCGUGUUCAGCAGCCCUCCAAGCGCGGUCUCCUGGGGCCCAAAUCGAAUUGAUAUCUUCGGCUUAGGUACCGAUAACCGGAUGUACCACAAAUGGUGGGAUGGCUCUCGCUGGGGGCCAUCGCAGACUGGUUGGGAAAAUCUCGGUGGAGUCUUCAACAGCCAGCCGGUCGCCGUGGCCUGGAGUGCCAAUCGACUCGAUAUUUUCGGAGUCGGUACGGACAAUGCCUUGUAUCACAAAUGGUGGGAUGGAUCUCGAUGGGGUCCGUCGACGACUGGGUGGGAAAACCUCGGUGGCGUUUUGACUAGCCCUCCAGCAGUUGUCUCGUGGGCAGCCAACCGGCUUGAUAUUUUCGGAAUUGGGACCGACAACCAAAUGUAUCACAAAUGGUGGGAUGGCUCGAGAUGGAAUGAUUGGGAGGCUCUCGGUGGCGUCUUCAACAGCGCACCAGCAGCUGUCUCUUGGGGCCGGGGACGACUCGAUAUAUUUGGUCUAGGAACAAAUAACGCCAUGUUCCACAAGUGGUUCGAUGGAAGAUGGGGCCCAUCGAUAACUGGAUGGGAAUCACUUGGCGGUACAUUCACCUCGUCCUAA